Piliocolobus tephrosceles (Ugandan red Colobus) is the source of this 2074-nucleotide messenger RNA. It is a transcript of the gene RGS5, whose product is annotated as regulator of G protein signaling 5. Lineage: Eukaryota; Metazoa; Chordata; Mammalia; Primates; Cercopithecidae. The record is from RefSeq and is a predicted model, not a curated record. Bases 82 to 627 code for a protein of 181 amino acids. The transcript is spliced from 5 exons.
AGAUAGUUUUGAAGUUUUCAAAGACUGGCUCUGCUGUUAAGAAGUUGUACUUAAAGCGGAGGAGCUAAGCCACCUGCCAAAAUGUGCAAAGGACUUGCAGCUUUGCCCCACACAUGCCUGGAAAGGGCCAAGGAGAUUAAGAUCAAGUUGGGAAUUCUUCUCCAGAAGCCAGACUCAGUUGGUGACAUUGUCAUUCCCUACAAUGAGAAGCCGGAGAAACCAGCCAAGACCCAUAAACCCUCGCUGGACGAGGCCCUGCAGUGGCGUGAUUCCCUGGACAAACUCCUGCAGAACAACUAUGGACUUGCCAGUUUCAAAAGUUUCCUGAAGUCUGAAUUCAGUGAGGAAAACCUUGAGUUCUGGAUUGCCUGUGAAGAUUACAAGAAGAUCAAGUCCCCUGCCAAGAUGGCUGAGAAGGCAAAGCAAAUAUAUGAAGAAUUCAUUCAAACGGAGGCUCCUAAAGAGGUGAAUAUUGACCACUUCACUAAGGACAUCACAAUGAAGAACCUGGUGGAACCUUCCCUGAGCAGCUUUGACAUGGCCCAGAAAAGAAUCCAUGCCCUGAUGGAAAAGGAUUCUCUGCCUCGCUUUGUGCGCUCUGAGUUUUAUCAGGAGUUAAUCAAGUAGUAAUCUAGCCAGGCUAUGAAAUCAUCCUGUGAGUUAUUUCCUCCAUAAUAACCCUGCAUUUCCCAUUAAUCUACAUAUCUUCCCACAGCAGCUUUGCUCAAUGAUAUCCACAUGGAAAAAUCCCGGGGGAUGUUGCUUACUCUUUUUGCCCACAUAGAUUUGGAUACUUAUCUACCGUCCAAAGGCCUUGUUUCCCCACUCAAUUCUUCCUGCCCUGUUAUUAAUUAAGAUAUCUUCAGUUUGUAGUCAGACCCAGUCAGAAUCACAGACAAAUCCUGCCUAAGGCAAAGAAAUAUAACACAAAAAUAUGAUAUCAAUGAACGUGGGUUUAGGUAAUAGAUUUCCACCUAAAUUGGUCUAAAACAGAAUAUAAGUGUGGACAGACCUAUUUCAAAGGAGCUUAAUUGAUCUCACUUGUUUCAGUUCUGAUCCAGGGAGAUCACCCCUCUAAUUAUUUCUGAACUUGGUUAAUAAAAGGUUAUAAGAUUUUUAUGAAGCAGCCACUGUAUGAUAUUUUAAGCAAAUAUGUUAUUUAAAAUAUUGAUCCUUCCCUGGCACCACCUUCAUGUUAGCUGGGUAUUAUUAAUAAGAGAUACAACCAUGAAUAUACUGUGUUUAUACAAAAUCAAUCUGAGCACAAUUCAUAUAGAUUUCUCUUUUAUACCUUCCUCACUGGCCCCUUCCCCUGCCCAUAGUUACCAAAUUCUGUUUUAAAUCAAUGACCUAAGGUGAACAAUGAAGUAUUUUAUAAAUGUAUUUAUGCUCCUAGACUAUAGGUCAAAUGUUUCCAUUUUCAAAUUAUUUAAAAUUUUUAUGUGUUUAAAAUUCAUACAUUUCUAAAUCCAAUCAUGUAAAAUGAAACUGUUGCUCCAUUGGAGCAGUCUCCCACCUAAAUAUCAAGACAGCUAUACACUAACAAGAGAAAAUAUGGUCAAGUCUAAAAUGGCUAAUUGUCCUAUCAUGCUAUUAUCAUAGACUAAUGACAUUUAUCUUCAAAACACAAAAUUGUCUUUAGAAAAAUAAAUAUGACUACAGGUAGAGGCCUUCUAGGUGAGACACUUUUAAGGUACACUGCAUUUUGCAAAAAAAAAAAAAAAAAAGUAAUCUUUUAGCAACCCCAGUAUUCCCUCACUAUUUUGCUUUCUGCAUUAGUAAAUUUUACUUACAGUCAAAAGCGCAGAUUUAUACUCCUGACAUGCCUCAUUCACAGCUAAAUGAUAGGCCAUAGGACUUUUGGUAGGUUUAAACUUUUAAUUCUGUAUUUCAUGAUUAUAAGUCUUGCUAGAAUUUUUUCUAAUAUUUAGUAGAUUUGAUUAAAUAAUGAUUCACAGAAUUUAGUAACAGAAUCAAACUAAACCAUGUAUGAUGGUAGUCGAGAUGAGGAUAUUAACUCAAAAGAAAGAGGGUGAUUUUUAAAGGAUUAAUAAAAUUCUGAAAUGUUAAGUAG